Molecule: messenger RNA, 836 nt
Organism: Pelagomonas calceolata
Lineage: Eukaryota; Pelagophyceae; Pelagomonadales; Pelagomonadaceae
Source: the annotation of a GenBank genome assembly
CCUCUACACAUAGUCCUUCUUAGUUCUUGUUGCGUCGCCGCGACGCCUAGAUCAAAGCCGCCCCGGCUCCUUCGACUCCGGCGCCGCGCGCACGCGAGGUCGCUCGCGAGGUCGUCCCUUGUGGUCGACGACGCGAGGCCUGCGCCUCACCGCCCGUCGGCUCUAGUGGUCCGCGAUGAGGUACUCGGCGAAGCGCCGCGUCGGCGCCCUUUCUCUCUUCCGCGUGAGCGCGGUUUUGCUCGCGGCGGUGUCAUCCUUGGCGCCGGCGCCGUUGAAGUCCCGCAGAGCCUUCGGGAUGGGGCCGUGAAAUGUGCUCCGCGAUCGCUUCGGCCGGCAGGGCGGCGAGCAGUCGUGCGGGUGACACUUGUAGCAGAUGAAGUCUCCGGGAGUAGCGUAGGCGUAGCCCACAAACGAGAAGCUCCGACACGACGCACAAAACUUCUUUUUGCACCACGCGCAUGCGACGGUUCCGACACACGCCUCUGCGCACUCCUGGCAGACGGUCGCGUCGCUGCGCCGGGCAACCACCGUCGGUUUCAUCCUCUCGGGCUCGACGCGCGGCACGUAGAAGUCGGGGGCGAGCUCGUGGCCGCACCAGGCGCCCUUGGUGGCGGCACCGCUCAUGACCUCCGCGACGGCGGGCGAGGUGGCCAUGGUUUAUGAGCUUUUGGUGUGAAAACGCGUCCGCCCUUCAGCAGGACUGUUACGGCCGCACAGUGGCGUUUCUUGUCCUCUGACUGCUCGGUGCGGCUAACACGUAACCACUGCGGCCAGUAUUGCAGCGCCAGGCACCGGUGUGCGCGUAUGGCAGCAAGCGCGACGCGUCCUCCCAAGAC